AGAUGGCUAAUAUGUCAUGCAAUGUUUUUCUACAUUUAUUAGUUUGCGAAAAUUGUAAUGGUGUUAAUGAAUAUACUGAAAAGGGUUGCCCCCAAAAACUUUUUGUGUCACUACCCUCUAAAAACAGGAGCGUUGUACUCAGCUGUAGUUCUAAUCUUCGUGACAUUAGUAUGCGGGAUAGCACUCACCACUCAGGUUGUGCUAAUGAGGAAUUGUACUGCUUGCGGCGGCUACGCGUGGAGGAAUGCCCACAGCUUCAGUGUAUCAGGUGUGAUCUACUGCGUCAUAAUGUUGGUGAUGCACGGCUGGUUGAUAUGGGGAGUACGAAAGAAGAAACCCACAGUUCUGUUGUUGUGGCUGGUAAUAACAAGUAUGUGGUUGAGCCAGACCUUCUUCCUGCUAAUUAUUUUACUCUGCAUUCAUUGUACACAAGUCAACAUCACUGCGUGUAUCCUUGCAUUCACCUUUGGAAUUAUCUCUAUAUGUAAGUCUUAUUAAUAACUUAA
Messenger RNA from Bicyclus anynana (squinting bush brown), 506 nucleotides. RefSeq lists its product as uncharacterized. Lineage: Eukaryota; Metazoa; Arthropoda; Insecta; Lepidoptera; Nymphalidae. The transcript has 3 exons. The record is from RefSeq and is a predicted model, not a curated record. Bases 58 to 498 code for a protein of 146 amino acids.